GAGAGAGAGAGAGAGAGAGACGCACAAACUCCUUCACUCCCUCCAGCCACGCACACACUGGCAGAGCUGCCGCUUGCGGUGCGUAGUAGCUACAGUGCAGCUGCCUGGGAUUUCUUCAACUACUUGAAGAGUCUGCGGAUCGGACGGUGACUGAGAGAGAAGGGAGAGUCCUGAGUCCUGUGAAAACAAGACGAGACGAAACGACAUUCGCUCUGGUUCAUUUCAGCUCAGUGCGGUGUGUAGCCAGAGGACAGAGAUGAUGGAGACCAAACUGUGGGCUGCUCUUUGUGCGCUGCUGCUCGUUCACUUGGCAUCAGCUGACCACGGUGAAGGCCACGCUGCUCUGACAAAUGCUUCAAAAAGUGGUGGCGAAGAGGCAACUACUGAGUCCGCUUCUAUUCUUCACAACAUCAGCCAUGCUUCACCUUCACCGAAUGGCCCUGAUACAAACACAAGUUCAAGAGUCACCAGCGGUUUGAGCAGCAACACAUCUACACAAAUGGAACCAAAGGAAGACAGUGGUGCCAACGUCACCUCUCCCACAGAGGCUGUCGGUCCUGAAAAGAACCAAACAGAUCAGUCGACAUCACGGCCUCCUAGUCCUCCUUCUGAGAGUCAAGCCCCAAUCUCUGACACCCCCCUUGCCUCUACCACUACCAGCCCCACUCCCACAGCUCACAGUGCCCCUGGAGACAACACAUCGACCCCCAUGCCACCCACAAACACGUCGAAUCAAGCAUUUUCAAACCAGACUUCUGCCUCAACACCCGAACCACCAAAGACGGAAACCACCACUAAUACCACCGUCGCCCAGUUCACUUCAACAACCACCACCGACUCCUCUCAGGGGCCCCCCGGUUCUGAGUCGUCAACGCUCACGUCUCCACAAAGCGCUUCACAGCCCGAUGGACGCCCUGAGAACUCCAGUGUAACCCACCAAAAGCCUACCGAGUCACCAUCAAGCAAUUCCUCCACCCAGGCCAAAGCCCACGCUGACACCCCCUCCCAGCUCAACGUUGGUGGUGACACGACGACUGCCCACGAGUCUCCGACAUUAGACCCCCUCCUGGCUGGCCUUGUGUCAGCCUUUAUCAUCACUGCUGUCAUCAUCACUCUGCUCCUCUUCCUCAAACUGCGCCGAAGAGACAACCGACCAGAGUUUCGCAGGCUGCAGGACUUGCCUAUGGAUGACAUGAUGGAGGACACACCUUUGUCCAUGUACAGCUACUGACAGAUGCACAACAGAUUUUUGGCACCCGGAAAACUCUCCUCGAAUCCAGGCUCAUGCUGCAGCGGCUGUUGAACCUGUGCCCUCUUCUUUAAGCUGCACCGAACUGAAGUGCUUCUGGGUAGGUGGGAAGCUGCAAUGGACAAUGAAGAUAUCACCCACGUUGGGAUCUUUCUGGCUAUUUUUGGUGUCUGUAAUUCUAAAUUAGGCCAAUGCCCCUGUUUAACACAGUAUUCGUAAUAUUUUUCAGCCCAUGUUUUGGGGCACAGGAGUUCCAUUAUAUAUUUUGAUUUCUGUAAAGUUGAAAAGGGUAGGUGGGAGGUAAAAUUAUCAGUUGUAUCCCCCAUUUGGAUGGUUCACACCUGGACACAGAUUCAGCCUGUCCUGCCAGGGACUUGGGGGCACGGGUCUAAUUUCCACAGAAAGGCCAGAGAAUAGAAACAAACAUAACAAAUGGCCGGAUUAUAGUGUUAAAGAGGUUGCACUUUACUUUGUAAGGGGUGAUUUUUUUUUCUUUUAUACGAGAAAAAUUAGUUUUGUGUGCAAACGUAAGUGCAGGCAUACGCAGUGUGUGUGUGUGUGUGUGUGUGUGUGUUUGUAAAUGUGAGUCUGUUAAAGGUGCAUGUAUGUUGUUUGAAGGUGUGGUGGGGGAUUUUGAAGUGUUUUCACUUUUGUUGUUUCUGUGUUGAAGGUUCUGCUGCCUUUUGGCCUUAUUUUGGUAUGUGCAGUAUGUGUUUUUGUUUCUUUCCUGGGGUCUUGAGUUCAGGAGAGAGUGCCUUACACAGUAUAGAAACAGCUCUUAUUGUUUACUGUAUUUAUAUUCAGAUUGACUAACUCGCAGAUUUACCAGUCAUUCCCGGCACUUUGUGUGCUUCCCAUUUAAAACACAGAUUUGGGGCCAGGUAGCUGCUCCAACUUGCCUGUGUUUAAAGACUAGCCUUGAGCGGGUUCACCAUGAGGCACUCAUUCAUUCAUACAGUGACAGUUGGAGACUGAAAUUGGCCAGUGGCCUUCCCACACAAUGUUAGCAUUGUCCUGUGUGUUGUAAAUACUACUGAUGAUUGCAUCAUGCAAAGACAACUUUGUGAAACUUCUCAUCUCAGUUGGUAAUUUUGCAUGCGAAAAACUUAUUGAAAAUGUUACAUGGACUGACCUGACUGCACCUUGUUUUCCCAGAAGGAAAGUUCACAAAUAUUGCAUUGAUUUUACUGUGGAUGAGCCGUGCUUCGUAUUUUCUCUGCAAAUAUGCAGAGAAAUGCGAGUGGAAGUGAGACACUUACAACAGAACACCCACUUCUACAGAAAUAGAUUGGAGCUAAUACUUGUGUUCACAAUUUAAUCUUUGUACCAGAUAUAAAGACAGGCAACAAAUAAAGCAAAAUAACAAAUAUCUUUAUAAGGCUGAUAGUGGAGGGAUGACCACAGACAUUCCUUCAUUUACUCAAACCUUGUUUUUCAUUUUUCCUUGCAUCCAUCACCUGUACAUCCAGUUCUAAAUUAUACACUUGACACAUUCGAUAUUGGUGUUAAAAAUUUUUGCCUAUUCUACAUGCAUAAUGAGGCUUCUGCUGCCAGAUGUGAAUCAGCGUUUUUUUUUUUUGAUUAAACGUAUUUUGAAACCA
Molecule: messenger RNA, 2850 nt
Organism: Scatophagus argus
Lineage: Eukaryota; Metazoa; Chordata; Actinopteri; Scatophagidae
Exons: 5
Coding region: 257-1231 (324 amino acids)
Source: RefSeq, a predicted model, not a curated record